This is a messenger RNA of Myzus persicae (green peach aphid), 492 nucleotides long. RefSeq names its product zinc finger BED domain-containing protein 5-like. The record is from RefSeq and is a predicted model, not a curated record. The transcript is spliced from 3 exons. Lineage: Eukaryota; Metazoa; Arthropoda; Insecta; Hemiptera; Aphididae. Bases 1 to 492 code for a protein of 163 amino acids.
AUGCCAAUACCUCUUAAAAAUGUACUUGAUGAGGCAGUGAAGAUUAUAAAUUUCUUAAAAUCUCGACCAUUGAGCACAAAACUGUUCACAAUUUUGUGUGAAGAUAUGGGAAGUAUGCAAAAAUCACUACUUUACCAUACCGAACUCUGCAGACUUACUGAUAAAAUUUGGUUAUUUCGACUUAGUUACUUGGCUGGUAUUUUCACAAAAUUAAAUGAAGUGAACUUAUCAAUACAAGCAUUAACAGAUUUUUGGUGCAGUAGGAGUAUUACUAACGAAUAUCAAUCUCUGGCUAAAAAAGCUAUCUUAGCACUUCUUCCUUUCGCAACAACAUAUCUAUGUGAAACUGGAUUUUCAUCAUAUGUAUCAACGAAAACCAAAUAUCGUAAUAAAUUGGAUGCUGAAGCAGAUAUGCGCAUUCAACUCUCGCCUAUCAAGCCAAAUAUAAAAAUACUGAUCAAUAAAAAAAGCCAACAUCAUGGAUCACAUUAA